AGAAAUUUCCUACCACAUUCUUUCCUCUGUCACAUCAUCCCUCACUCCCAGUUCCCUCCCCCAACGGCAACCAUGGCCCCCAACAACCUCCUCGCCGGCAAAACCGCCAUCAUCACAGGCGGCACAACAGGCAUCGGCCGCGCCAUCGCCCUCGCCUUCCUGGCUCAGGGCUGCGACGUCGCCGUGAACCACUUGGACCUAGAAACAGACAAGCCCCACCUCGACUCCCUCCUCGCCGAAGCCGAGUCCCUCCGCACCAACAACCCUUCCAGCGGCCGACUAGCCCACCUCCCCGGCGACGUGCGCGACCCAGCAACAGGCUCACAACUCGUAACCUUCUGCCUCGCGACCUUUGGCGCAACCCGCCUCGACAUAUGCGUCUCCAACGCGGGCAUCUGCACCUUCGCCGACUUCCUCGACCUCGACCACGACCUCUACGCCAAAACAGUCCGCACCAACCUCGACGGCGCCUUUUACCUCGUCCAGGCCGCCGCGCGGCAGAUGGCGCGGCACCAAUCUCCGCCGGGGGGCUCCAUCAUCGGGAUAUCCUCCAUCUCGGCCCUGGUCGGCGGCGGCAUGCAGACGCAUUACACGCCCACCAAGGCCGGGGUGCUGAGCCUGAUGCAGAGUACUGCCGUGGCGCUGGGCAAGUAUAGGAUACGGUGUAAUGCGCUGCUGCCGGGGACCAUCCGGACGCAGUUGAAUGAGGAGGAUUUGAAGGAUGAGGGGAAGAGGGGGUACAUGGAGGGGCGGAUCCCACUGGGAAGGACCGGGGAGCCGAGGGAUUUGGCCGGGCCGGCGGUGUUUUUGGCGUGUGAGGAGUUGAGUGGUUAUGUCACCGGCGCGCAGUUGUUGGUGGAUGGGGGGUUGUUUGUGAAUUUGCAAUGAUCACCUCAGCGAGGGGUCUGAGGUGUGAAAAACAAGGAGGAA
Molecule: messenger RNA, 930 nt
Organism: Parathielavia appendiculata
Lineage: Eukaryota; Fungi; Ascomycota; Sordariomycetes; Sordariales; Chaetomiaceae
Product: NAD(P)-binding protein
Exons: 1
Coding region: 73-888 (271 amino acids)
Molecular function (GO): oxidoreductase activity, acting on the CH-OH group of donors, NAD or NADP as acceptor
Source: RefSeq, a predicted model, not a curated record